AUGUCGACCUCUAACGGCCAUGUUGGUAAGACUGCCGGCGUCGUGAAUGAUACCUCUACCUCAAUCAAAGACUCCUCGGAGAUCCAACCCACAAAAUCCAACAUUGGCGUCUUCACAAACCCGAAACAUGACCUUUGGGUGGCCGAAACGUCCCCAACCCUUGCAGAAGUCCAAGACGGGAAAGACCUAAGAGAAGGAGAAGUCUACAUUGGCAUCAAAAGCACAGGGAUAUGCGGCUCAGAUGUCCACUUCUGGCACGCAGGGUGUAUAGGUCCCAUGAUUGUCACGGACAACCACAUUCUGGGCCAUGAAUCUGCAGGCAUCAUACUAUCCGUCCAUCCUAGUGUGACAAAUUUGAAACCUGGUGAUAGAGUGGCCAUUGAGCCGAAUAUUCCAUGUUUUAAAUGCGAGCCGUGCUUGACGGGAAGGUACAAUGGGUGUGAGAACGUGGAGUUUCUCUCCACGCCGCCCAUUGACGGCUUAUUGAGGAGAUACGUCAAACACCCCGCCGUGUGGUGUCACAAGAUCGGGAACAUGAGCUAUGAGAAUGGCAGCCUGCUGGAACCUCUUUCUGUGGCGUUGGCAGGGAUGGAUCGCGCUGGCGUUAGGCUGGGAGACCCCGUGCUGGUAUGUGGUGCUGGACCGAUUGGUUUGGUUACGUUGUUGUGCUGUGCGGCUGCGGGUGCAUGUCCCCUCCUGAUCACCGACAUCGAUGCCGGACGGUUAAAAUUUGCAAAAUCCCUGGUGCCACGAGUCACGACAUUCCAGGUCCCCAUGGGGGUAUCUGCGGAACAAUGUGCCGAGCAAAUCGUCUCCGCAAUGGGAGGUAUUCGACCUCGUGUGGCGAUGGAAUGCACCGGCGUUGAAUCGAGCGUCAACUCGGCAAUCUGGUCGGUCAAGUUCGGCGGCAAAGUCUUCGUGAUCGGCGUCGGCAAGAACGAGAUGAUGAUCCCCUUCAUGAGGCUGUCCACGCAAGAGAUCGACCUCCAGUAUCAAUAUCGGUACAGCAAUACGUGGCCAAAAGCGAUCAGGCUGGUGGAAAGCGGUGUGAUUUCUCUGGAGAAAUUGGUCACGCAUCGGUUCAACAUGAGUGAUGCAGUGGCCGCCUUCCAGACGGCGAGUGAUCCAAAGAGCGGAGCCAUCAAGGUCCAGAUCAAGAACGACGAUAGCUUAUGA
Messenger RNA from Cladophialophora psammophila CBS 110553, 1176 nucleotides. RefSeq names its product L-iditol 2-dehydrogenase. The record is from RefSeq and is a predicted model, not a curated record. Gene Ontology annotation, biological process: D-sorbitol catabolic process. The transcript has a single exon. Bases 1 to 1176 code for a protein of 391 amino acids. Gene Ontology annotation, molecular function: L-iditol 2-dehydrogenase (NAD+) activity. Lineage: Eukaryota; Fungi; Ascomycota; Eurotiomycetes; Chaetothyriales; Herpotrichiellaceae.